This is a messenger RNA of Populus euphratica (Euphrates poplar), 1615 nucleotides long. RefSeq names its product cytochrome P450 86B1-like. NCBI's taxonomy places the organism in Eukaryota, Viridiplantae, Streptophyta, Magnoliopsida, Malpighiales, Salicaceae. Bases 1 to 1512 code for a protein of 503 amino acids. Gene Ontology annotation, molecular function: oxidoreductase activity, acting on paired donors, with incorporation or reduction of molecular oxygen; monooxygenase activity; heme binding. The transcript has a single exon. The record is from RefSeq and is a predicted model, not a curated record.
AUGACCUUCAUAGGGAUCUUCGAAAUCUUCUUGGCUAUCAUAUCCUAUUUCUUUUUCGUAUUUUUGAGGAACCGCAAUGAAUUCUGCAUUAACUGGCCUCUGGUAGGGAUGCUACCUAAUCUUUUUCUCAAUGUCCACCGGUUUCUCCCUUGGUCCACCGAACUUGCAGAGCGAAAUAACGGCAGUUAUCUCAUCAGAGGUCCCUGGUUCUUUAACAUGGACAUUCUGGCCACCAUAGAACCUGCCAACGUGCAUCAUAUAAUGAGCACAAACUUCUCCAACUACCAUAAAGGACCAGAAUUCCAGAAAAUGUUUGACAUCUUUGGAGAUGGGCUUUUUAUUGCUGACUCAGAUUCAUGGAAGAACCAGAGAAAGAUAGCAAUGGCACUUACCACUCAUCGGAAGUUUUACCAAUUUCUGGUGAAGACUACUCAAGAUAAGGUGGAAAAAGGACUCAUCCCAGUCCUUGAGCAUGUCUCUAAGCAAGGACUGGUGGUGGACUUGCAAUCUUUGAUCCACAGGUUUUCAUUAGAUGUUGGAUUCAAAUUGGUUACAGGACAUGACCGUGAACUACUCUCUAUCGAAAACCGGGAAGACACAUUCUCUAGGGCCCUGGAUGAUGCCGAGGAAGUAAUAUAUUUUAGGUAUUUAAAGCCAGAAAUCUUAUGGAAGCUGCAAGGGUUGCUAGGGUUUGGGCCGGAGCAGAAAAUGAAAGAAGCAUGGGAAAUUAUAGAUCAGGUUGCAGCUACAUCUAUAUCGAAGAAAAGAGAAGAACUCAGAGGAGGGAACAUUUCGAAGAGAGAAGGAGAAGACUUGUUAACAUCCUACAUCAAAAUGGAAGGUGAAAUAUUCAUAGGAUCAAAAUCGCGAGACGAAUUCAUGAGAGACACCAUCGUCAAUUUUCUUAUUGCAGGAAGAGAAAACUGUCUGGCUUGGUUCUUUUGGCUCGUGUUUAAAAAUCCACGAGUAGAAGCAAGAAUCAGAGAAGAACUUCAGUCUAUAAUUCCAGAAAAAGAAGCUAAGGAUCAGUGGUGGCUGUUUCACACGGAAGAGCUAAAAAACUUGGUUUAUCUGCAAGCUGCAUUAUUUGAAACAUUAAGACUCUACCCAGCAGUUCCUGUAGAGCACAAGAAACCAAUACAGCCAGAUAUUCUUCCAAGCGGGCACCAUGUUAACCCAAAGAUGAAGAUCGUGUUCCUAGCGUAUGCGAUGGGAAGAAUGACAUCUAUAUGGGGAAAGGACUGCUUGGAGUUCAAGCCGGAAAGGUUUAUUUCCGAGAGGGGAGGGAUGAAACAUGUGCCGACUAACAAGUUCGUAGCUUUCAAUACGGGACCAAGAACUUGUAUUGGGAAGAACAUUGCACUCACCCAGAUGAAGGCAAUGGCAGCUAAUAUAAUCUACAAUUACCAUGUUCAAGUAAUGGAAGGACAUCCUGUGGUUCCUGCUGGUAAUUCAAUUCUUCUUCACAUGAAGCAUGGCUUAAUGGUUAGGAUCGCUCGGAGAUGGGCUUGAAUGAUCCCCUUCAGUAUUUUACGAAUAAUAUUGUCUGCUUCCUAAGUCUUUUGUUUGCUAUGUAUGCCGAAUAAACCAUCUUUUGUUUGCUAUGUAUGCUGAA